Messenger RNA from Bursaphelenchus xylophilus (pine wood nematode), 2021 nucleotides. The record is from the annotation of a GenBank genome assembly. Lineage: Eukaryota; Metazoa; Nematoda; Chromadorea; Rhabditida; Aphelenchoididae.
AUGGGAGUUAUGGACGACUCAAGUGAUUUGGCUGUUCCGGACGUUCCCUUAGCGCGUUCCGAGGACGAUUCGGAGUCCAAUUCAUCCUUUAGCAUAAAGUAAGUGCAUUUUGCAAAGCAUGGCCCGCCAAAGGGCCAAACCAAACAAUUCCAGAAGUCACCCAUUCCUCAUUUUUUAUUUUUUUGCCGACAUCUCUUGUGAAUGCUCGAUCUCUGCCCAGUUUAAAACAUCUCUAUGUUUAAAAAUGGCUCGAGGAAUAAAACCACGUCUUUUAGAAAAAUCAAUUUGUAAUAUUUGCGCGGGCUGCUCGGGGGUUUGGAGAGUAGUUUCCACAAACCCUACGUUUUUUUGUCUUUUGGGAAGAUACUUGCAUUCCAAUAGAAACCGGCCGCUUCCGUUAUGGAUUUUGCGUAUUGAGUUUUUAUGACUUACCGCGGCAUGCAUUUUGAGCAGAUCAAAAUCUCGAAUAAAAUUACUUUCAACCAAACAAACAUUUCGACCCUAUUACUUUAAGUUUAAACGAAACCGAGAAAACAACAAACAAAAACUGUAGGAAUAAAUUAAUAAUUGUUCCGUGUUUUCCAUCUCGCCAGUCUUCCAUGACCAUGAGUUGAAUAUUUUACUUUUUUAUGAUGACUGUAAAGUAUUUAUAUAAAUUUUUUUUCAGAGAGGAAGAUCAACUAAAUCGAUCAAACAACGGCCUUGGAGAGCAUUUAUCCGUUUCGUUGGAAGAUUUGGUUGAACAUUUUGAUCAAAAAAUAAACAACGUGCUCAAGGAUCUCAACGAAAACACCAACAAAAUGGCUCCCGUUCAGGUCCGAACGCAGGACGAAAUCAUGUCCGAAAGCCAGGUCUGGUGGACCUUGACCGGAAAUUAUGGGAACAUUCUUCCCCUCGACUUUAAUAAGAGUCAGAUUAGGAAGCGCGAGAUUGACGUUCUUUCUUUGGAUACUCCAAAAGCGGUAAGAAAAUCGUCAAAAUUAUAAUUUUAAUUUUUUUACUGUUAAUUCUUUUCAGUCCGAUGAAGGGGCCCACUGUAGCGAAGAGGAAAGCCUGGAUGAAGAGGACUUGAGGCAUUCGAUGGAUUUGCAUCAAAUCAUUCCCGAUGACAACAGUCUUACCAGCGAGCAUAUUCCAGUUUCUGCCGAUCAAGUCAUCGAGGAGAUCGAUGAGAUAAUGCAAGUAUGUCGAAGUUUUAUUGAGCGUUUUAAUUUGCAUUUCGACAAGUUCCGAUUUGUCUUUCAGACCUGCGACCUGAUGAGAUCAAUGAUGACAGACAAGACGGAAAGCGUCGACAGUAUGUACUCUUCGAUGAGAUCACCGUUUGCGUCGCUGCAAGUGGAGAACGAAUUAAAACAAAAACAUAUCGAGGCCCUAAGUUUUUCAAAAGAAGGUGAGUUUUGUCAUUUUACGAUAGUAUCGGAUCAAUCAAAACUGACGCUUCGGCCUGCUGCCAACCAUUUUUCAACGUUCUUUGAGGAUACGAUAACUGAUGUGUUUCCAGAUCUGACGCAGAUGUCUCAGAGCAAAUUGUUAGCGCUGAGUACGGAGAUGGAGAAUCUGAUAAUCACAUACAACUCGGAGCUUGUCUCUGAAUUGGCCAGACGAGAUGAAUUGGAAUAUGAAAACGAGAUUAAAAACAAGUUCAUAACACUGUUAGUGGGAAUUCAAGAUAAACGAAGAAAAUUCAUGAGCGAACGGAAAAAGAAAAAAAUUCCGGAUAAUGCCGCGCUUCCACAAGUAAGCAAUCCGUCGACCAUGAUUUUAAAUGAUUAAAAUUACUUGUUACAAUUAUUAUUUUAGUUUGCAACUGCUUCCAUACCCUUCGAUGACACACAGAGAUUCCCCAAACUGUCAACCUUGGAAUCACUGAUCAAAAUCCUCGAAGCCAUCAAUGAAAACAAACCUCAGGUCCCCACUUUGCUUACGGAUUACAUUUUAACAGGUCAGUAAUUCUUUCAUAAAUCACGACUUUUUUUAUUUUUUCAGUGGUAUGUCCUUCUGCGUCACUCCUCGCCUAG